UUUCCACAUAAUCUACAGUUUGGGUUUAGAAAUGGUUAUGGUGCCAUCCCAGCAUGUUAUGUCCUAAAAGAAUCUAUUAGCUACUAUGUAGAUAGAGUUUCUCCAGUUUUCUGUGCAUUUUUAGACAAUGAAAAAGCCUUUGACAGAAUCUGGCAUAAUGGUCUCUUAUUUAAGUUGUAUAAUCUUGGAAUUGACUCCAGAUUUUGGCAAAUUUUAAAGUACUGGUAUAAUGACAGCAAAUGUUUUGUAUCAUUUUGUGGUGUAAACUCCAAUUUGUUCAAAACUUGUCAAGGUGUAGGGCAAGGAAGGAUACUUAGUGCUUUUAUGUUUCUUGUGUAUAUUAAUGAUUUAUUAUAUGAAAUAUGCAAAAAUGGCAAUGGUCUUUUACUGGGUGAUUAACACAUUCCAGGUAUUCUAUUAGCAGAUGAUACUGCUCUAAUGAGCAAUUCACCAAGAUCCUUACAGUGUUUACUCAACCAUGUAGAAAACUAUGCAUUUACUUGGAGACUCCAUUAUAAUCCUAGUAAAAGUGUCUUUAUUGUAUUUAGGAAAACACAAAAAUGUUCCUUAUCUUGUAGCGUUACGCUUUUUGGUAGUGAAAUACCUCAGUCUGAAAAUACAAUAUAUGCUGGUUGCCUUCUCCAGGCCAACAUGAAAAGUGACAAACUUACAGAACGAGUGUGCAAAACUGCUAGAUCAAAAAUCCACUCUUUAUAUUCUAUUGGUGUUAAUAACUCUGACAUUCAUCCCGUUGUAUCUGCAAAAAUAUGGAAACGGGUCGUACUACCGUCUGCCCUCUACUCCUGCGAUAUUUGGCCGUCAUUGUCACUAACAGACAUGCAACAACUUGAAUAUGUACAAAGACACUUCUCCAGAAUAAUUCAAGGAUUUUCAAAGUUUUCUCCGUCACUUUCAAGCAUCUCAAAUAUUGGUCUGUGGACUAUACAGGGUUACAUUGAUAAAUGUCGCCUACUUUUUUUAGGUAGACUCCAUAGGUCAGAACAAACCUCUGUACAUUAUCAGAUCUAUAAGUUUAUUUCUGAUGUUCAUGUAUCUGAAAAAUUUUUUGCAACCAAAAACAUGUUACAAACUGCUAACAAAUACCAGCUCUUAGAUGUGUUUGAAAAUAAUUGUAGUAUUAUAUACGGCAAAAAGGAAUUUUCAAAAAUGAUUAUCAAAACAAUAUGGUCAGCAGAGGAAAAACAAUGGCGUGCUGCUCUGUCUGGAGAUCCUGAUAUGUCUUUUUUCAGUAAAAUACAUACCAUGUUAAACCCAAAUAAAUUGUGGCAGAUUGCUAGAGAGGAUCCCUCAAAAAGACUGUUAAUCAAUUUUUUGAUUCAGGUUUCAUCGAUGAAAAUUGUUCGUAAAUUUUGUCAACUUUGUAAUAAGCUAACAAGUAACUAUAAUAUGCACUUGAUCUUAAGUUGUUUUACAUUAUUAGACGACAGAGAAACUAUGUUUGAGGACAUUUUAGAUAUACUUGAUGUAAACGAGUAUGUUUUAUUUGAAGAUCAAGAUCCCGAUUUACAGUUUUUAUCGUUAAUGGGUUGUGUUCAAGGCACAAGUUUUGAAAAAAUAUCUUUUACAAAAUGGAAGCGUAUUAUGAUAAUCGUUGCCUCAACAGUAUAUAAAAACAAAAGCCUUUUUGCCAUAGAUUGUAGAAACCUGUAAUGUUCUAGCAGA
Molecule: messenger RNA, 1683 nt
Organism: Saccostrea echinata
Lineage: Eukaryota; Metazoa; Mollusca; Bivalvia; Ostreida; Ostreidae
Exons: 2
Coding region: 439-1671 (410 amino acids)
Source: RefSeq, a predicted model, not a curated record